Molecule: messenger RNA, 6361 nt
Organism: Ceutorhynchus assimilis (cabbage seed weevil)
Lineage: Eukaryota; Metazoa; Arthropoda; Insecta; Coleoptera; Curculionidae
Source: the annotation of a GenBank genome assembly
AAAUAAAUGUCCACGAGUAGUUUAUCGAGUAGUGGCGAAAAGCCGAGUGAUAAGACGUCGAAUUAUUUGAGUCCUUCGAGAUGCUACGAAAAUGCCCCGCUUAUUUUACGAAGGCCUACAAGUUACGGUUCGGUGUUUCCUUAUUUUCAAUUCGUCAAGGCUAGUACUAGUAGAUAUGCUAGCAAUCAGACGCUCCACAAAACUGAGUCGAUGGUAUCGCUAUGCUUUCAAUCACUGAUAUCAUUCGUCAACAACGACAAUUUACCAGGCCUCCAAUCCUAUCUAGAAAACAAACAAAUCCAAAUAGAUGACAAAGAUGAGAAUGGUACGACGGCGCUUAUGGUGGCAUCCACCAAAGGUAAAGGGGCUUUCGUAAGAGAACUUUUGACUCACGGAGCGGAUCCCAACGCAGAGGACAAUGAUAAUUGGACAGCGUUGCUUUGCGCCGCUAAAGAAGGACACUACGAUAUCGUUUUGCAAUUGCUGGAGCAAAAUGCUGAAAUCGAUCAUAGGGAUAUGGGUGGUUGGACAGCUCUUAUGUGGGCAACCUACAAAGGACACACAAACAUCGCCGUGCAUCUGCUGGACAGAGGGGCCGAAGUCAACGCUCACGGAAACUUCCACAUAUCGUCCUUGCUGUGGGCCUCAGGAAGAGGAUAUUUAGAAAUUGUUAGAUCCCUAAUAAAUCACGGAGCCAAAGUGAAUGUUGGAGACAAAUAUGGUACUACCGCUUUAGUGUGGGCAAGCAGAAAAGGACACACUGAAAUUGUGGAACUAUUGCUAAGAGCUGGAGCCAAUGUGGAUACAGCUGGUAUGUACUCAUGGACAGCCUUAAUUGUAGCCACCUAUGGAAAUCAUGUAGAUGUAGUUAAUCUACUCUUGGAACACAAACCCAACGUUAACGCUUUAGAUAAAGACGGCUGUAGUCCAUUGACCAUAGCGUGCAAAGAAGGCUAUUACGAUAUUGCUACAGCUCUAUUACAAGCAGGAGCUUACAUUAAUAUCCAAGAUAGAGUGGGAGACACUAAUUUAAUUCACGCAAUUAAAGGCGGCCACAAAAACGUAGUGGAAGCUUUAAUUAAAAAAUACGCUGAUGUUGAUAUUGUGGGCAAAGACAAAAAGUCAGCUAUUUAUGUAGCUGUUGAAAAAGGCAACGUGGGUAUUGUUAAGUUGCUUUUCAAACAAAAUCCCGAUUUGGAAAAUGCUACCAAAGAUGGCGAUACGCCUUUAUUAAAAGCUGUACGAAAUCGUAACGCAGAAAUAGUUCAAUUGCUGUUGGAAAAGAAAGCCAAAGUGUCAGCUACAGAUAAAAAGGGCGAUACUGCGCUUCAUAUAGCUAUGAGGGCAAGGUCUAAAGCUAUAGUGGAAAUUCUUUUGAGAAACCCCAAGCAUAGCCAAUUGUUAUAUCGGCCUAAUAGAGCUGGAGAAACACCUUACAAUAUUGAUAUGAAUCAUCCCAAGACAAUACUUGGACAAAUAUUUGGAGCAAGACGAUUGAACAGAAACGAAGACAAUGAAAAUAUGUUGGGGUACGAUUUGUACAGUAGCGCUUUGGCUGAUAUUUUAAGCGAGCCUUGCUUAUCGAUGCCUAUAACUGUGGGCUUGUACGCUAAAUGGGGUAGUGGCAAAAGUUUUCUUUUGACUAAACUAAGAGAGGAAAUGAAAAAUUUUGCAAGAGAAUGGCAAGAUCCAUCGUUUCAAUUCAGUGGCCUACUGUUGCUGAUAAUCUUACAUCUUUCAAUAAUCGUUGCUACUGUUGUGUACGUUGUAAUUGAAGCUACCACUGUGGAUUUGCAGCCCGAAUCUUGGUCCUCGGCAAUCGCUAUUGGAUUUUUCGUGAUAUGUUUUGCUUUUCUGGCUUUUAUAUGGUUUGCAAGCAAAAGCUCUGAUUGGGAUUGGCCAUACAAUUUCAGCAUAAGUUUCACAAGAAAAUUCAACAACAUCAAAUUAGUGUUUGAAAUUCUAUUUUGUCAUCCACCUGGAGCACCGAUCCAAGACUCGCCUACUGUGCAACCAAUCAGGUUUUAUUUCACGGAACAAACCAGAGUGAGUAGCACAACUGGGGGCGAAAACUCUGUAGUCCAAAUGAUUGGUUCUUUAUAUGACUCAAUUGAAAGUCAUUAUGGUACUUUUGCUACAAGGCUUUAUAGAGCUUUUAGACCCAAACCUGAUAAAUCCUCUACAACAUGGACUUGGAGAAAAAUGUGUUGCUUACCUUAUGUGAUAAUAUUUGAAAUAACCUUUUGUAUGAUUAUAGUUGGUUUGAGUGCUCUGACGUUUUAUUUGAAAAGAGUUAAUUCUGAAACAAUGGAUACAUUAAGCAUUGCUAAGCCAACUUUGGAAAUAAUUCUCAUAGGAGCUGCUCUACUUUUAGCUGUAGCAAUUAUAGCUAAUGCUUACACCUGGAGUAAACUUUUCAUGUCCAUAUUGUUUUCACAAAGGAGACAUUUGCAGAGAUCCAUAUCUAAAUUGGAUACAUUGAAAAGUGAAGGGUUUUUACAAACAUUGAGACACGAGGUAAAUCUAAUGAAAGAUAUGGUGAAAUGUUUGGACGGUCUCAGUGCCCAACAAACUCGUCUAGUGAUUGUAGUGGACGGUUUGGAUAGUUGCGAACAGGAAAAAGUCUUACUAAUACUCGACACUGUGCACAUGUUGUUUUCAGAUGCAAAUUCUCCUUUUAUUGUGAUAUUGGCUAUAGAUCCUCACGUGAUUGCUAAGGCUGUUGAACUAAAUGCGCGUCGACUUUUUUCCGAAAGCAACAUAGGAGGCCAUAGUUACUUAAACAACAUGAUUCAUUUGCCGUUUUACCUACAAAACUCAGGCCUAAGAAAAGUCAAAAUAGCCCAGCAAACAGCUUUCGCCCACAGAAAAGCUCAGGCCAGUACCGGAGGAUGGGCAGAAAACGAUGAAAACUUGAAUACAUUCCUUGCCAGAUCUUCAUCAAGUAGGAGAUUGUCUAAUGAAAACACUUUAGUGUCUGCCAGUAAAGAAAACUUGAAGUAUGUUGGUAGAAAAGGUUCGAGGAAGUUGAAACUUUCUGAAUCAGUUGCUAGUUCUAUUGGAUCGAAUUUAAAUAGGAUAGGUGGGGCACAAGAUUUGACAAAAAUGCUGCUCACAGAUGAUUAUUUUAGUGAUGUAAAUCCACGGUCAAUGAGAAGACUUAUGAAUGUGGUUUAUGUUACAGGUCGUUUACUUAAAGCAUUUCAAAUUGACUUUAAUUGGUACCGUUUAGCAUCUUGGAUUAACAUUACUGAACAAUGGCCUUUUAGAACAUCGUGGAUUAUUUAUCAUUUCGAUUUAUAUGAGGAUCAGUUGGAAGACAGUACACCACUUAAGACAAUUUACGAUAAAAUCAAGCUACUGAUUCCAUCAAUUAAAGAAAGCGAACCUUUACUUGAAUUAGACAGAGAUGAGAAAAAGUUUGAUAUAUUUUUAACAUUCCACAGAUCCAGUUUGUUAGUUAGUGACCUUAAGAUAUUUAUACCGUUUACUAUUAAUUUGGAUCCGUACUUGAAAAAAGUGAUUAAAGAAGAAACUCAAUCCAUUGAAGAAGACAGAUUAGUGUUCCGUCAACAAACACCUUACCAAACACUUCAGCAACAACCAAUGCAAGCUUGGAACGCUCACGUAAAUUCUGAAUGGAAUCAAACCCCCCAAAGGCAGUAUAUAACUCCUCAGACUUUAAGAGAAAGACGACAGGGUGUUGUUAGUAUGUCAAAAGUUGGUCAGCCUCCUGGGAUGUCUUAUCAACAAGCUGCGCCUUGGACAGAAUUUGAACAUAGACCACCAGUAGCUAUUUUAGAGCCUGAAACUUUGAAAAUAAGAUUGUCCAACAUGAAUGUAGAGGGUGUUUGUCAAUUACUAUCCACAAUGGAGGAUUUGAAUCAAAACGCUGUUCCAGAGUAUAUAAGGUUGAUCAAAGACAACAAUAUUAAUGGCAGAGUUUUGCUGCAUUGUGAUUUAGAUGAUUUGAAAAAGUUAUUGAAAAUGUCUUUCGGUGAUUGGGAAAUGUUCAAAGUCACGAUAAUUCAACUGAGGGAGUAUGAAAUUACUAGUAUUUUAAACCAAGACGACAGUGCAUUGAAUGUUAGAAAACCAGAAAGAAAAGGCAGUAUUAAAACAACAAGCAGUGGCAUGGAUAAAACAGACAGCAAAAUGCAAACAGAAGUACCCAGAGAAAGGAAACAAAGCAUCAUAGAAAAACAGGUUACUCUAGAAGAACAAAUGAUUUGUGGCGCCCUCCAAACCCUAAACGAAGAAGCCUGCGAAGAUGUUUUUGAAGAAACCGAAGAAACCAAAAUCACAAUCGAUGUGGAUUUGCCUCAGACUUCGGUGAUACCGCCGAGUCCGGAUUGUCCGCAAGAUGUACAUGCAGCUCUAUCACGUGGCCACCGGUCCCGCACCAACAGCUCUUCCGGAAUAGGUGAGACCGAUUUUGUGCUUUUGCAAUCCUCCUCUGUCGGUCACAUGCACUGGCAACCUGUCAGCAUUUCGAUCGCUGGCUACUCGGAAAGUCUCAGCGAACACAGUUCGAGGUGUAACUCGCAACCACCUUCACCAGUUCAAGAACGUCGCUAUUCAACAGGCAAUAACAAGUCGAGCGUAAAAUUCGUCCAAGAAGUUCCAACAAGAGGACGUCACGUCGUAAUCAAAACCGAUUCGGAUUCACAAAGAGUCAGUAUAUCUUCGAAAAAUUCCACAGUUGUGUACGAAAACAAGCCAACCAAUGAUCAAAGGCCCAAUUCCCUUAAGUUAGCCAAACCAAGGCCUUCUCUUAGAUGUAGAUCCAAAAGCAUUGACAACAGUAACUACAAAGACCGCCUAAAAGAGAAAAUGUCUAGCAGAGAUAAACUUCAACGCUUCAAAGAAAAACUGCUCCAAUCUAGUCCAGAUUUAAACGAGACAAGUGACAACGAAAGCACUCCAUUAGUCUCAGAAGUUUCAUCACCUUCAAUUAAAUCAGGACAAAAUUCCGAGCACAAAACAUCAGUGUCGGGCAGUUUUCCAGCCUCCCCAGCAUCUCAGAAAAGCCUCAGUCCAGACAAUAUCAGAAAAUAUCAAACCAGAAGCGAACAAAACUUAACAGACACUUUUGGCCACAUGGCUGAUAAUUACGAAGCCGAACAAGAAGAAUUUGUAGAACGGGCCCGAGUGCGCACUAGAAGCUUAUCAGGCGAUUCUGACAGCUCGUUAACUGAUUUUCUAAUGGACACACGUCUGAAAGAUAAUUUAAGUAAUAGUAAUUGCAGUUUGCAAAGUAUGUCACAUAGUUCUGGGCAUUUGUCCAGACAGAAUCAUGUAGAUUCUGAAGAGGAUUUGACAGAUGUUUAUUGUAAUCCUUCUAGAAUUAAUUAGAGAGUAUUAUUUUAGUUGAAAUAAUUAAAUGAAUUUAUUAGAAGUAGGGAUUAAAUUAUUGGAAAAUUACUUAUUGGUUUUAUUUGGAAUGAAAACUUGUGGGUAAGGGGCUUAAAAGUUUAUUUUGGUUACAAUUAUCAUCAUAUUUUGCCUAACAAUACCACACUACUUAGCUGCAAUUUUGUUAUAUUUAGCCUACAAGCAUUGGUUUCUUCUUUAGCAAUACCAAGUUCUAUCAUCUUGCUCGGUGGUUGCUGGUCCACCAUUCAUCAUUAAAUACCCACCAUCAUUAUCAUUUUGUCAAAUUUCUGGUUUGUAUUUAGGCCUGACAUAGGGCGGUGGGCUUGGACGACAAUGCACUCCCCUAAGAAUAGUAGAGUCUGGAGACAUGCUAUGGUCUCUGUCCAAGGAAAUACUUCCUAGAGUGUCUGUGCGAUUUUUAGCCAGAAAACGCUGAGAACUGGAUUGGAGUUGUGUGGUUUCUUCAGAAACAAUUCUGUUGGAUUUUUAUUAAUUAGCAUACAAUUUAAUUGAAAUAUGAAUAAAAUCCUUAACUCAACGUCAAAUUAGUAUGUAGAAAAAAGGCAUUAUUUACUUUGCUCAAUCAAACCUUUACCUUUGAUUAUACCAAUCGAGGCAAAUAUGGAAAAUAUUGUUAAAGAAAAAGUCACUUGCCUCAUCUUUCCUAAAAAAAUAAUGCCUAGCGAAAACUUCCUUGGAGUCAAAUCAAACAUAUUAUAACUAUUCAAAAAAUAUGAUACAAAAUUAAUUAUUUCAAAGUUACUUACAUGUCGUCAUGUUCCAAGCACAAAAUGAAAGUCAAAGCUAAUAUCAAAACAGUCAUAAUAAUCAUAGGCAACGAUAUAGCCAUAACCAAUUCCCUUUUAUAAGACCUCACAGGAAUAUCUGCCCUACUAAACGACGGUUGCCAUUUGUCUGUCAAUUCUUCAGAGUUGAUUUUUUCAUUGGAUUUAUGCAUGUCCGAAUUGUUGUUGGUAUCUUUUUG